AUGAUAUCUAGAAUAUUGUAUUGUUUUGUCUACUUAUUUUUGCUAGAUGAAGUUAUCGGAAUUAACUUAGGAGCUGAGGUUAGUAUUAGAGAUGUAAUAAAUAAAGUUGUGAAUAUUUAAGAAUCAAACAACAGAUGUUCGGAAUUCUGAAGUUCAGAUAAAGAAGUUGCUAGGAGAUGAUAUUCGACAGGUAUGAGAACUUCUAAGUCUUUCAAACUCAUUCCGUUCUUUCUUCAGAUAAAUACAACCCAAGAAUCAGUUGAUGAAUUAACAAAUCAUUGGGUUGAACAAGCACUUUCGGCACUUAUUUCAGCUGCAGCGAAUAAUAAAUUAGCUACAGUAUCUCAUAUUGAUAGAAGAAUGCAUGAAAAAUGUAUCAAAGAUAUUAAAACAAUUGAGGAACACGCAAAAUGUGUUAGUGAAUUAUUAGAAGUUUCGAGAGCAAAUAUUCGAAAACAUGAGGGAAAUCGGAAAAUGAUUAAGAAAUUGAUGGAAAUUGAAGAUGGGAGUUGGAUUGGAGCAUUUAGAAUUCGAAAAAAGAGACAAACAAAUAUUAUAUCAAAAUCAAAUUAUGUUUUGAAAUCUUCGAAAGAUGUUUCGCCUUUUACUAUGGUUGCGAAACAAAUCACAAAAACUGUAAGAGCAAUGAAAAAUAAAAAAGAAGAUCGGAAUUGGAGACAAAUUAUGGUUGAUGUUAAAAAGACUGGAGAAGUUAUUGAAAAUCGGAAGAAAGUUAAAGAAAUGUUGGGAAAAAGUGUGAAAAGUAGAAGUCGACCAGAGAGAUAUGAUGAAAGAAAACCAUUAGCAGUAAGUUAAGGUGUUAUGAGUCUUUGAAAAAUUCUGAAUUUUCAGCAUGACGAUAUCGAUGAUUAUGAUCUUCCAGUUACCACUGCAAAAUCUGCUAUCAACACCGAUGAACUAUUCCAAAGACUUCAAGAUCAUCCAGAAGAAAUCCUAAACGAUAAUUCUGCGGAUGUUUUCAAUUUAACUGAUAAGAAUGCAGAAGCAGUUCUUCGAAUCAAAUUGAUCAGAGAAACUGUAAAGUUAGGUUUACAAGUCAGCGGUCAGAACACAACUGAUUUCGACAAGAAAAGUUUGCGAUUCGCGUCACCGAGAUUUUUCGCAAUAACUCCAGAAGAACAUAAAAGAGAAAAUGAUACGGUAAAAAAAUGAGCACCUUUUUUCAAAGAGAACUGUUGUAAUUAUUUUCAGAUAAAUGUUCUUUCACCAUCUUUGUUCUCUUUGCACGGCGAAGGAACGAAUGAAGAAAAACAAUUGGCUUUGUCAAACUUAUUGCCAGACAUCUCACAUAGUGAAGGAGAUAAAGAUGCGUGGAUGGAUAUGUUAACAGAAAUAAGUGGAGUAGCAGAUACAGUAGAUGAUGCAGCAACAAAAGUAGCUAGAGAAUCAGAAGGUGUCCUAAUGAACACAAAAGGAGAAGAGAUAAAUGUAUCCAAAGAAAACAUUACCAAUAUUUAUGGAGAAGAAGGUUAUCGAAAAAUGAAAGUAAUUGAAAAAUUGAAUGGAAUGUAUACAAAACAACAGAUGGAACAAUUCAAUACAACUGGAUUUGCUAUAAUGACUGAUGAACAAAAAGAAAUUAUGUAUGGAAAAGGAGCACCUUAUGAAAAUUUGGAAACUAUUCAAGCAUCCAAGAAUUUGACUAUGACAAAAGCAAAGAAAGCACUACACACGGUAUGUUGAAUAGUUUAGGAGAUAGAGCAAAAUUGAAAAUUUCAGACUAUCAAAGGAUUGGCGGAAGGUGAUGUGAAAUUGGGAAAAUACGACAAGCGUAUGAAAGACAUAGUUUUGUCACCGGUAAGAUACGAAUAUCUAUACGAAUAGGUAAAAAUGAAUAAUAAAAUUUCAGCUAAUCCUCACUUCAAUCGUAGCCAAUCCAGUUGCCGCUUCUCAAGCUCUUAUCCUAUCUCCAGUACUGUUUACAUCACUUAUCUUGUCGCCAGCAAUUUAUGGUUCGGUUAUUUUAUCACCUUGGUUAUUUGUCCCCGUUAUUCUUGCUCCCCGUCUUAUGUCGCCAAUCAUUGUAUCACCAGCUAUAUUUUCCCCAAUCAUUCUAUCACCAUUAGCCCUCGAUGCUCUAGUUUUGGUGCCAGGAGUGGCAAAUCCUUUCGUUCUAUCACCAUUCGUUAUGUGUCCAUUUAUCUUAUCUCCACAAGUUAUGACACCCCUUAUCCUUUCACCCUUUGCUCUUUCACCAUUCAUCCUCACACCAACCGCAUUAUCCCCUCUUGUCCUAUCACCGUUUGUCUUGUCACCCGCUGUUUUGUCGCCUUCAUUUGUCACAGCUGUAAUUCUUUCACCAUAUGCCUUAUCACCAAGUGUUCUCUCACCACCAACAAUGAUUAGUGUAUUUGCCUCACCAAGUAUUUUGUCAUAA
Messenger RNA from Caenorhabditis angaria, 2398 nucleotides. NCBI's taxonomy places the organism in Eukaryota, Metazoa, Nematoda, Chromadorea, Rhabditida, Rhabditidae. The record is from the annotation of a GenBank genome assembly.